Tripterygium wilfordii is the source of this 1659-nucleotide messenger RNA. RefSeq lists its product as uncharacterized. Lineage: Eukaryota; Viridiplantae; Streptophyta; Magnoliopsida; Celastrales; Celastraceae. The transcript has 5 exons. The coding region runs from base 1 to 1659 and encodes 552 amino acids. The record is from RefSeq and is a predicted model, not a curated record. Gene Ontology annotation, biological process: lipid metabolic process.
AUGGGAGCAAUGCUAAGUAAAUAUUUCAGUUUCAGUUCAAAGAAAUCCAAAAAUGAUCAAACCCAUUCAGGCAAUCAUCAAGCUAAAGCCUUUUCAAUCACUGAAUUGGCGAAGCCAGAGUGUUUGAAGACAAAGAAGAAGAUCAUCAAGAAGAAGAAGAAGAGUGAACCGAACAAUAACCCACAAGAGAGAUCAGAUGUUAUUGUUAGUAGGAUACUGACUCUUGAGGAAAUGCUAUUAGCUUCUCCUGGUUCAAAGUUCAAGCCAAAUCACAACAAUGGAUCAGGUGAACUCCAUGUCUUCAAACAUUUCUCCAAAAGGGUACACCCUUCUUCUUCUUCUGCUGCUGCUGAAUCCUCUAAAGCAAUUAGAGUGGUUACUGCUAAUACUACAACUGCUACUUCAAUGGAUGUUCAAAGUGGGAAGAAGAAGAGAAAAGUGAGCUUUAGGUUACCAGAAGAGGCUGAUAUCUUCACAUACUAUUACUCAUCCGAGGAGAAACUGGACAACUACACUUCUUCAAUUCUGGAAAAGUGUCAAGAGCUGGAGCAAUCAGCGAAGAAUCAACAAUGCACCCUAAUCACUUUGGGAGCCUCCACCAAGAGGCUAGCUGAAGUGGAAUGCAUAACUCAAGGCCAUCAGAAAAAACAAUGGAGUUAUCAGCAUGCAUUUCCCCCGGAGAUAUCCAGGAAGGGGAUCAUCUUGGAGACUAACUCCUUGAAUGCCUACAACUUUACUAAUCAAUUCACGAACAUCGAUCAACGAACAUCGAUCAACAACUCAAUCAUGAACCCAAUUCUUCUUCUCUUGGCUUCAUUGGCUUACUCUUAUUUCUUGGUCUCAAAAGCACCAAAUGGCCUUCCAAGAUUGUUCUUCAACACACCUACGUUCUACGUUUUUGCCAUCAUUCCUUGGUAUUUCUCUUCAAGCAGCUUCUUCAGAGGAUUAUGGUCUUACUUCAUCACAUGGAUUGCUUCUUUCAAGCUCCUCCUCUUCUGCUUUGACCAAGGUGGACCACUCACUUUCUCCAUAAACUUCAUUGAUUUUCUCUUAUUAACCAUUUUUCCUCUCAAGAUCCGAGAAAGUACCAAUCCUUCUUCACAACUCAACAUGGGUUAUGGUCCAUUUGUGACAUUGGUUUGUGGUGUCACUAUGGUUCGAGCCAUGGCUCGGUACGAACCCGUGCCAAUUUUCAACCAUCCGUACUUGGCAACGUCUCUCCAAGACUUUUGGGGGAGAAGGUGGAACCUUUUGUCUUCGUAUAUCCUCAGAUUGACCAUCUACAAUCCGACCCGAAAGACCUUCACGGGGCUUAUCGGGUUCGGGCCGGCAAAGGUGGUGGCCUUGCUCACAACUCUUGGCGUGUCCGGGAUCAUGCAUGAGGUUAUGUUCUAUUACAUCACUUGCGGGAAGAGACCCGCUUGGGAUGUCACGUGGUUCUUUGUGGUUCAAGGGGUUUGCAUGGUUUUUGAGGGUACACUGAAGAAGCUGGCUCGGAUCAUGGGUUGGACCAUCCUGGUUCACCCGGUUAUUUCGGUUGUUUUUACGAUCGCAUUUGUGGUGGCUACGGGCUAUUGGUUGCUUGUGCUGCCUACCUUGAGGAAGGCACAAAACGAAUGUGGAAUUAGGGUUGAAGGAUUUAGCUUUCAAAUCAUCUAG